AUGGGACCCAGGCUGACUUGCGGGGGUAGCACGUAUCGGAGGCUUCUGCAUAGAUAUCUCUUCUUUUCCUCUCUCUUUUUUUCUUUAUAUCCCCCUUGCGAAUCACGUCUGCGUCAGAAAGAACAUUGUCGAUUGCUACGAGUAGCUGACGCCGGCCUUUUUGUAAUUGAUUAUUCGGUUGUUGCGAUACUGUACAGACAGAGAGAGAGAGCUACAGACCAGCUAGCUAGACCAGCUACCCACUUAUUCUUCUGGUCCCCUCCUCCUCCAUCCACCAGAGCAGCUGAGAGCUUCAAUCAACCCGAAUCCAUACAGCCCAAGGACCCAUCCCUUCUGCGGAAACCCACCAACGAACAAACAAACAAAAACAACACCAACCCCCUUCUAAACCGCCAAAAGGGGGGGAAUUACCCAUCACCGCAGAACAACCCCUCGCAGCGCCAGCCAGAAACCGCACAACACACAGCAACAACAACAACAACAACAACAUAUAUGCGCUCCCCCACCACCACAACCUCCUCCUCUCCGAACCUCCGCAUAUCCCAACUCUCAAACCACCUCUUAUCAUCCUCCUCUUCCUCCAUCACCCCAGCAGCAACAGCAACCAUGACCAGCAAUAGCAAUCCCCCCACCUCCUCCUCCUCUUCUACCCCCUCAACACCAACACCCGCAAAACCACCAAUAACAUGCCACGUCCUCGACACCACCAUCGGCCGCCCCGCCCGCGGGAUCCCCGUCACCCUCACCCUCGCCGCCUCCUCCAACGCCGUCCCAGAGCUGUCAUGGACCGGUCUCACGAAUUCCGACGGCCGCGUUGUUUCUUGGGAUCCCUCCCCCUCAUCUUCAUCCUCCAACAAAGAUCUACGAGAAGUGUUUUCUUCUUUCCCUCCUUCUUCUCCUUCUUCAUCCGGUGGCGCAGAUGGGAAGCAGCGGUACACGCUCUCCUUUGCCGUGCUGCCGUAUCUCGCUGCGCAGAAAGCCGCAAGAGGAGGUGCUGCUGGAAAUAAGGAGGAUGAUGUCCCCGAUCCGUUUUUCGAAGACGUCGUUGUCAAGUUUGUUGUUGGCGAGGGGCAGAGGAGGAAUGGCGAGCAUUUUCAUGUUCCGCUGCUUUUGGGUGGGUUUGGGUAUAGUGUUUAUAGGGGGAGUUGAG
This is a messenger RNA of Periconia digitata, 1150 nucleotides long. The record is from the annotation of a GenBank genome assembly. NCBI's taxonomy places the organism in Eukaryota, Fungi, Ascomycota, Dothideomycetes, Pleosporales, Periconiaceae.